GGCGGAGGGAACGUGGCCCAUGUGAGGCCGUAGAGACAGAGACGACUUGUCUGGCUGGGGCUCGGCCUUGGUGGGGCCUGUGCGAGGAGGGGGCGCCCCGUGCCGGCCGGGCCCCACGGUUAGUCUGCCCGUGUGGCCUGGCAUCGGGCCCCUGAAACCGUGAACCGAAAGAGAUGUGGGCCUCUGAGGAGGGGAGGGGAUUCCUAGCACGCCUGUUAGACCGUGGGAAGAAAUUUAACUUUGGGAAGAUUCUCUUCAGCAAUACAACAAUUUUCCUGAGAUUUGAAGGAGAUGAAAAAGCUUGUGAUCCCUCCCAGAAUUUCACCAUUACUUGGUACUUAAGAUACUCAGACUGCUACAAUGAAGUCUUCAACUUUGGGGAUGAACAAGCAGAGUACUAUUUUGGGGCUACUUCUGAAGAGCAUCCAGGCUGGUCAGGAUAUUAUGCCACAGCUUCUCUUCUCUUUUCAAAUUGCUCUGAGCUCUUCAGGCCUCAGACUUUCUAUAAAGAAUUUGUACAUCCAGAGCCUCUCUCACCUGAAAAGCAAGAGGGCUUGAAAGAUAAGAAGGAGAGUGGAGGAAAUCACACAAUGGUGACAGAUAAAACUGCAAUGAAUGCUGUUAUGAAAACUUGGCGAGAUGGGCCAUAUAUAUUUAUCGUGCAAAUUAGUUCAACUGCAAAGGAUUCUACUACCAGAGUUAAAAGAACGGAGAGAACACCACCUUCCUCCUAUCAAAAUAAGCCCUUUACAAUGACAGUAGAACUGAAGGGGCCAUAUGAGUAUCUCUCACUUGCAGACUAUCCUCUGAUGAUUUUUUUCAUGGUGAUGUGCAUCGUGUACGUAUUCUUCGGGGUUCUGUGGCUUGCAUGGUCAGCGUGUUACUGGCGAGAUCUCCUGAGGAUCCAGUUCUGGAUUGGUGCUGUUAUCUUCCUGGGAAUGAUCGAGAAAGCAGUUUUCUAUGCAGAGUUCCAGAACAUCCGCUACACCGGGGAGUCAGUUCAAGGAGCAGUAAUACUGGCAGAACUGCUUUCCGCUGUGAAACGAUCAUUGGCUCGAACUUUGGUCAUCAUAGUCAGUCUGGGAUAUGGGAUAGUCAAGCCUCGCCUUGGAGUUACUCUUCACAAAGUAGUUAUGGCUGGAGCCCUUUACCUAUUAUUUUCUGGCAUGGAAGGCGUUCUUAGAGUCACAGGGUUUUUCUAUGACAGUGUGGCUCUGAUAGCAAACUUGGCCCUGUCCAUGAUUGAUGCCUGUAUUAUUUUGUGGAUAUUCAUCAGCUUAACUCAAACAAUGAAGCUGCUGAAACUUCGAAGGAAUGUUGUGAAACUCUCUUUGUAUCGACACUUCACCAACACGCUCAUCUUGGCAGUAGCAGCGUCCAUUGUAUUUAUCAUCUGGACCACCAUGAAGUUCAGGCUGGUGGACUGUCAGUCGGACUGGCAGGAGCUAUGGGUGGAUGAUGCCAUCUGGCGUUUAUUGUUCUCAAUGAUCCUUUUUGUCAUCAUGAUUCUGUGGAGACCAUCUGCUAACAACCAAAGGUUUGCUUUCUCACCACUCUCUGAGGAGGAGGAUGAUGAUGAGCAGAAAGAGCCAAUGUUAAAGGAAAGCUUUGAGGGAAUGAAAAUGAGGAGUACAAAGCAAGAACCGAAUGGGAAUGUAAAAGCAAACAAAGUUCAGGAGGAUGACCUGAAGUGGGUAGAGGAAAAUGUCCCUUCAUCAGUGACAGAUGUUGCUCUUCCAGCUCUACUGGAUUCAGAUGAGGAAAGAAUGAUUACGCACUUUGAAAGGUCCAAAAUGGAAUGAAGGAGUAGCUUUUUGCUAUUGGAAGUGGAGACGCCUCUCAAAGUUGCUUGGUGGAUCAAGCACAUCCUGCUGAUUUGUUUCUUGAUCUCAGCCUGGGAAGAUUGAUGCUUUAUUGUCAUGAGGGCAUCUUGCUGUGGAAGAAGUUCACAAGGACAUGAUAAACCUUUUGGAAAUUUGAAUAUACGAAGUUGCUGCAAGUUUGGGUUUUUAAGCAAUUUAAGUGUGUACUAUUCCAGCACCUUCUGUAACUUUUCAAAUAUUUAAUCUGUGAAACUAAAAUUCCUAAUGUCUGCUUGAGGAGUGUAUAUUUCCAUGUUCCAAUUGACACCUAGAGGUGAGCUGCCUGUACCUUUUUGGGAGGAGGGUGGGGACAGCGAAAUAAGCACUGAAGAAACUACAGACCCGUUUCCUGGUAGAUAAUGGCUUUUUGCUGUUCUGUGUUGUGUGUCCAACAUGAAUGAGACGUUUUUUUGAGAGAAGCUCCUGUUAAUGAAGAAAAUGAAGAUGCCAGAAAGGAAAUAUUUGGAAAAGUUACAGUGGUAGGAGUUUUUAACAAAAUCAAGUGCAAUUUUAUUCAUAACACUGUGUAAGAAAGAUUUUUCUAUUUUAAAUGCCAUUGACCUGUAGGUAACAGUUGCAUAGAGCUAACACUUGUUGUGGCACAUCUCAUUGCCGGCAAUGUGGUGGAUGCCUGGGAAAAAGAUUUGCCUCUACCUUCCAUGUGCUGCAUGAUUUAUUUAAAAAAAAAAAGACAGAGCCAAGUAUCACCAGCCCCACUCCUGCAGUGCUCCACAAGUGCUUGAUUACUCAUGUUCAGUAGGUAUUAAUUAGAGAUUUCAGCAGAACUCUUCUCCCUGCACCUGUAACAUCUCCCACACUUCUAGGAGAAGAUUGCAUUGCUUUCCAGAUGGUGCAGGCACUGCUUACCUUACUUAAAAGUGAGGUUAAUUAGAGGCCACAUUGCUGGAAUAGUUCUGUUCCCAGCAUGUUUGGAAAUGCCUCCUGUGUCAGUGAUUGGAUGAUGGGUUUUCCUGUCCCUAUUGGUCCCAGUGGCUAAGAGCUAUUCUGACAUCACUGUGUUUAGUCAAAGUUGCAGAUUUCUAUUCUAUAUAAUUGCUUUUUGUUUCUCCUUUUCAAAUGAAAAAGAGCUUUUGGACAGUGUUGUGCUUUUGUUCUGUGCUUGGCUGUAGGGGCUUCACUUGCAAUAACUUACACAUGGAAUCCCACUGUGAACUGUAUGACAGAAGCUCUGAUUUGGGUUCAUAACCAUCACAACUAAUAAUUACCAGGCAAGUAGCAGCACAGCUGGACUGCUAGGCAGCUGCUGUGGCUGCUGCUGGAAUUGCAUAGGGAGUUAGCUUUUCUGUUUCUUCACUCAUAGCUGUGUCAGCAGAAGUGGCAGUGUGCCUGUACUUCAUUCGUUCCACUGUAAGGUCUGGUAGCUUAGCUCGACUUCAUCUUUAUCAGUGUCUUGUGCUGAAAUGUGGCACUUUACAGUAGAGUAGCUGAGGCACAAGUACAUAGUAUCUUCUGUUAGCUGUGCCAUGGGGGCAGCAAACUCUCAGCAGACAGGCAGAGGAAAAAAAGCCUGUGACUAUGACACCUCAGUCUGCUUCUGAAAGAGCAGACUGGAGCUCUUCUGUCAUUCCUUUUAGGCUGCAGGUAGACCCUCUAAUAUUGGAAAACAUUUCUAAUAUGAUAUGCUUAGUUGAGAUACAUGGGGGAAAAAAACCCAAAACCAAAAACAUCUGUGUCCUUUUGAGGAGAGGAAAAUUUUGUGAAAUAAGGCUACACAAAAUUCGCUAUUUAAUGCCUUUUUUUUUUUUUAAGUCUUCUUUUUGAGAAAAUAGGGGGAAAUGUUCUUUACUGGAAGCACAAAAGAAGUUUGUAUUUACUAUUUAAUAAAAGCUAGGCCAAGAGUAGAAA
Molecule: messenger RNA, 3728 nt
Organism: Pogoniulus pusillus (Red-fronted tinkerbird)
Lineage: Eukaryota; Metazoa; Chordata; Aves; Piciformes; Lybiidae
Gene: TMEM87A
Product: transmembrane protein 87A
Exons: 20
Coding region: 174-1802 (542 amino acids)
Biological process (GO): retrograde transport, endosome to Golgi
Cellular component (GO): Golgi cisterna membrane; Golgi apparatus
Source: RefSeq, a predicted model, not a curated record